UUUUUUUUUUUUUUACCUCUCUCGUCUCUUUGAUGCUAGCAAAAGAGUAAAGACCACCGCAUAAUCUCAUCAAAAAAUUUUUGGGCGAUGUCAGUAUAUCACCUUUUCCCGUUUAUAUUUCUAUAGUUACCCUAAGAAUCUACAAUGCGAUUCGACUGUUAUUAGUCGUUAUCUGCCUUCUUCCGAUGCAAUCCUAUGGAGGUAGUGGAGAUCCAAUUUGGGCAAUUGAAGUCAAAGAUGUCCGAAACCGAACCUAGAUUUGGAGGCUUACCGAAACGUGAUUCAUUGUUACACGAAUGAAUUUUGAUUUGUUUAGGUUUGUGCCCUAAUUGGAUUGAUUGGCAAGUCAUGUAACUCUUUCCAUGGCCUCUUGCUUGGGAUUACCUUACUGGAACUAUAGAGACAGAACGUGGUGGGCUUAAUAGAGGGUUUCGUAAAAAUUGUGUUGUUGAAUUUUGUUAUCGAGCCUUUUUAAAUAUAUAUUAAACCCAAUUAAAUCGCAAACCCAUUCAUGAAGUUUACUCUACACAUGAGUGGCGAAGAUCCACUACGCUUUUCGCCGGGUUAUAAGGGACGCGCGGACCCAAGAUGGGUCUGAAAUUGGAUGUAAUGUUUGUACAAUUUUAACCCUAUUGAUUUUAAAAAUAGCUCUCUAUCAUAAAAAAUUGAAGGGUAAUUUUUGGAAUUUUUUGCCAAAAUUCUAUGAUUUUCAAUUUUGUACUUCUCUUUUAAUAUUAAGAAGAUGAGCUCGAAUUUUCAGCCACCGUAUCAACUUCCUAAAACUAUUGAUGACAAAGGAGUGUUAUCCAAAAGAGGGGACGUUGAUGAAGCGUGUGAGAAGAUGCAUUUGGCUAUUUCAUUGAGUAGAACCAAGCUGUUGGACUCUGUUCUCGACGAAUUCAGAAUGGCCUACUUGAGUCUCUCAUUGGAAGAUCGUAAGGUGCUAUUGCUUGUCUUGGCCAGAGAGUAUUACAUCGACAGGACUCAUGUCCGAGAACUCAUUGAUCAUUACAUCAAACUCAAGAUCAUUAGCCAGACAGAAUCACCUACACCGGGUCUCGAUGGCCCUUUGAAUCGCAUUCGCUGGAGUCUUGGACACGCCCUCAGGCCAACAUAUGCCGUGCUUUUCGAGAGGCUUAAAAGAAGCAAUGAAGGGCCGAAAUUUUUAUGCAUUCUAUCAGCUUAUUUAAGUUAGCUUAAGUCUCCUUUAGCUUAAGUAUAACUCCACUGUAUUCUAUAUAUAAAUACAGAUGUAA
This is a messenger RNA of Capsella rubella, 1256 nucleotides long. RefSeq lists its product as uncharacterized. Gene Ontology annotation, biological process: fatty acid biosynthetic process; positive regulation of fatty acid oxidation; malonyl-CoA catabolic process. The coding region runs from base 743 to 1195 and encodes 150 amino acids. Gene Ontology annotation, cellular component: peroxisomal matrix; mitochondrial matrix. Lineage: Eukaryota; Viridiplantae; Streptophyta; Magnoliopsida; Brassicales; Brassicaceae. Gene Ontology annotation, molecular function: malonyl-CoA decarboxylase activity. The transcript has 5 exons. The record is from RefSeq and is a predicted model, not a curated record.